GUACAGGAGAGAAGAGUUUUCCAAGAAUUACUAACACACCAGGGCACUGUGGUAAAGACCUGCAGAGGGCAGAGGCAGACCCAUGUGUGUGCCUACCACAUACGGAUGGGGGAAGAAGCCAGAGUCCCAUAUAAGUAAUUCCACAGGGUCUUUGGCUUCCCACACAGACCCCCAGUGACUCUCCAAAACCUCUUCUAUGAGCUGAGGAUCUUCUUGAGCAGAGUCCUUCAAAAAGGCCACAUCACAAACUGCAGUACCCAAGGCAAGCACCCUGAGGCUGUGCUGUUCAAGGCGCGUGCUUACCUGGGUGAAGCCACAGCCACCUGUGCCAGCACCAGCUGCAUCACCUUCUACUCCAGUUUCUCACCCUGCAACGAGUGUUAACUCUGCUGCAUGAGGAAAAUGUUCAGCUUCCUGCUGAGGCCUCACAUCUACUUCUCUUAGCCCUAUCUCUGCAGGGACAGUCCACCUGGGACCCUGAGGAACCUCUGCACCCUGUGGCCCUGGGUGAUCCUGCAGAAGCUUCCAGAAGGGGCAUGGCCAUACAUGCUCUGCCACUUUUUUUUGUGUGGCAUCAUAGGGGCAACCCCUCGUCACCCAGUGCCAGCAGGUACACAAAACUGACAUCAAAUUAACCUAACAGGAAUUAAAACAUACUUUAGAACGACCUUUCCCCAGAGAAUGUAAGGGAACUCAGCUGGACAGAAGAAUUUAAAGGCUUUUUCCUCUCUCAGACCAGCCUCCCAAGAGCCUUUUCAAGCCAUGGAAGGCAGUCUCCUUCCUCUGAUGUCUUCAAGCCAAGGAGGGCUAUUCCCAGGUGCAUUUCUGCCCUUUGAGAGGGAACAGCUGUAUCCCAGACUCAGAAGUAUAAGGCAUUUAAAAGUGCCAAAGGACUAAUUCAGUAGAAGUCCUCAUUCUGAAGAAUGAGGCACACACCUGUGCUGAGGAUGGCACAGAUCCAUCUGGUUUUUGGUGUGAAACUGAGAUCACAGAUGACAA
Poecile atricapillus (Black-capped chickadee) is the source of this 999-nucleotide messenger RNA. RefSeq names its product apolipoprotein B mRNA editing enzyme catalytic polypeptide like 4 (gene APOBEC4). The record is from RefSeq and is a predicted model, not a curated record. Lineage: Eukaryota; Metazoa; Chordata; Aves; Passeriformes; Paridae.